AUGGCUGAUAGUACAAUUGAUCAGACUGAAAACAAGACUUUGAAGGUGCUGAUGAAGGAGGAUGCCAUGGCGCAAUGUAUUAGCAAACUCCCAUUGAAUGAAGUGAUGAUGUUUGCACUCACAAAUAUCAAGAACACGUCAACAGAAGGGGGAUAUGCUGUGCACCAUAGCAAUGCUCCAGUAUCAGACUUUGGCAUGCCCCAUCCUGGAGAAUCCCAUGGCUCGUGUCAUGUCAAUCCUCUAGCAGCUCCUUUUCCUCUUCUAUUUCUGUACGGCAUUGGAGGAAUUGAGGAAGAGCAGAAGAACCCUGGCAUAUUGACUAUGGCAGAUUUGAAGCAGGCUGAAAAGAAAGAGGCAAAUAAACUGCCCAUCAGUAAUCCCUGUGUUCGUCUCUUCAUGAAACAUGUUUUUGCUAGUAGUGGUCGUGUCAUGGGGUCAGAUCCCUCAUGUGCAGCUUAUCAAGGGAAGAUCUGGGGAUCAUGUUUGACACUGCGUGGGCCAGCAGCCUGGUUGACCAUCAACCCAUGUGACCUUCAUGAUCCAAUUGCUCAGGUGCUUGUCGGAGAGGAGAUCAACAUGAAUGCAUUCAACUCUAUAUAUUUUGCUUGUGCGCAAUUCUUUCUUUCUUUUGUACCAUCACCUUCACCUGUGGUUUCUUGCCUCAAUGGGCAUUCGCUGUCGAUGACGGUGGCCACUCCUGCAUAA
Suillus discolor is the source of this 705-nucleotide messenger RNA. RefSeq lists its product as uncharacterized. The transcript has 4 exons. The record is from RefSeq and is a predicted model, not a curated record. NCBI's taxonomy places the organism in Eukaryota, Fungi, Basidiomycota, Agaricomycetes, Boletales, Suillaceae. The coding region runs from base 1 to 705 and encodes 234 amino acids.